UCUGCUUAAAUAGUUCUUUUAAAAAUUGUUUUGCCUAUCUUCAGGCCACAGAAAGUGAAGCUGGUGAUAUGGACUUGAGCGGGUUACCAGAAAAGGCAGUGGACUCCGAGGAUGAGGAUGACGAGGAGGACAUCCAGAGGGCCUUGGACCUGCUGAUGAGCAGGGACAUCGUGUGGGACUGUCUGGAGAAGGACCUGAUCCACAGGACCCAGGAAGACAUUGAACAACUCCUGGAAUUCAUGCACCAGCUGCCUGCCUUUGCGAACAUGACGAUGUCGGUGCGGAGAGAGCUCUGUGCUGUCAUGGUUUUUGCUGUGGUGGAGAGAGCAAGGACCAUCGUGCUAAAUGAUGGUGAAGAGCUGGACUCCUGGUCUGUGAUUAUCAGUGGUUCUGUGGAAGUGACUUAGCCAAAUGGAAAAGCAGAAAUACUGUGCAUGGGAAAUAGUUUUGGAGUCAAAGAGUACAAGAAAUGAGGGAUGAGAAUGAAGGUGGAUGACUGCCAGUUUGUCUGCAUCGUGCAGCAAGAUUAUUGCCGUAUCCUCAACCAAGUGGAGAAGAACAUGCAGAAAGUCGAAGAGGAGGGAGAGAUCGUCAUGGUAAAAGAGCACCGAGAGCUUGACCGGACCGGAACCAGGAAGGGCCACAUUGUCAUCAAGGGCACCUCCGAGAGGCUGAUGAUGCAUCUGGUGGAGGAGCACUCGGUGGUGGAUCCAACCUUCAUAGAGGACUUCCUGCUGACCUACCGGACAUUCCUGUCUAGCCCAAUGGAAGUGGGCAAGAAGUUGCUGGAGUGGUUUAACGACCCGACCCUCAGGGAUAAGGUGACAUGGGUAGUCCUGCUGUGGGUGAACAAUCACUUCAGUGACUUUGAAGGAGACCCUGAAAUGACUCGAUUUCUAGAAGUGUUUGAAAAUAACAUGGAAAGAGAGAAAAUGGGCGGCCACCUCAAGCUGUUGAACCUGGCCUGUGCUGCGAAAGCCAAAGGAAGGCUGAUGACGCUGACCAAGCCGUGCCGAGAGGCCCCGCUGCCCUUCCUCUUGCUCGGUGGCUCUGAGAAGGGCUUUGGGAUCUUCGUGGACAGCGUGGACCCCGGCAGCAAAGCAGCCGAGGCCGGCUUGAAGCGUGGCGAUCAGAUAUUAGAAGUAAAUGGUCAAAACUUUGAAAAUAUCCAGCUGUCAAAAGCCAUGGAAAUUCUUAGAAAUAAUACACAUCUGUCUAUCACUGUGAAAACAAAUUUAUUUGUAUUUAAAGAACUUCUACCAAGAUUGUCAGAAGAGAAGAGAAAUGGUGCCGCACACCUCACUAAAAUCAGAGACAUCAAGAAGGCCAGCUGCUGCUCCAUCCUGGACCUGGCCGUGGACGUGGAGCAGGUGAUCGGCCUGGAGAAGGUGAACAAGAAGAGCCAAGCCAACACGGUGGGAAGGAGGAGCAAGCUAAAGAAGAUCCUCAACAAGACCCAGAUCAGCGUCUUACCUCAGAGACCAUACAAGGAUAUUGGGAUCUGUCAGCCCCAGGACCACAGCACUGUGGGGCUGCAGCAGACAAACCACAUCCCAGCCUCUCUACCUGUCAGCGAGACCUUGUCCUCCAGCAAACCCGACCUGCUGCAGUCACAUCAUAGCAUCCUGGACUUCUGUGCCACUCCUGACUUUCCAGAUCAAGUUCUGAGGGUUUUUAAGGCUGAUCAACAGAGCCGAUAUAUCAUGAUCAGUAAGGACACCACGGCGAAGGAAGUGGUCAUCCAGGCCAUCAGGGAGUUUGCCAUCACUGCCACCCCGGAUCAGUACUCGCUGUGUGAGGUCUCCGUCACCCUGGAGGGUGUCAUCAAACAAAGGUGCCUUCCAGACCAGCUCUCCAAACUUGCUGACAGAAUACAGCUGAGUGGAAGGUACUACCUGAAAAACAACAUGGAGACAAAGAUGCUGUGCUCAGACAAGGACGCGCAGGAGCUGCUACGCAAGAGCCAGAUUUUCCUGCUGCAGCUCAGCCCCGUGGAAGUCUCCAAGCAGCUCUCCAUGCGCAACUUCGAGCUCUUCCGGAACAUCGAGCCCACCGAGUACAUCGACGACCUGUUCAAGCUGAGGUCCAAAACCAGCUGUGCCAACCUGAAGAUGUUCGAGGAGGUCAUCAACCAGGAGACCUUCUGGGUGGCCUCAGAGAUUCUCAGGGAGACAAACCAACUGAAGAGGAUGAAGAUCAUUAAGCAUUUCAUCAAGAUAGCGCUGCACUGCAGGGAGUGCAAGAACUUCAACUCCAUGUUCACCAUCAUCAGUGGCCUAAACAUGGCACCAGUGGCAAGACUUCGGACCACCUGGGAAAAACUUCCCAAUAAAUAUGAAAAGCUGUUUCAGGAUCUCCAAGACCUGUUUGAUCCUUCCAGAAACAUGGCCAAGUACCGCAAUGUCCUCAACAGUCAGAACCUGCAGCCCCCCAUCAUCCCCCUGUUCCCAAUCAUCAAGAAGGAUCUCACCUUCCUGCACGAAGGAAAUGACUCAAAAGUAGAUGGACUGGUCAACUUUGAGAAGCUCAGGAUGAUUGCCAAGGAAAUUCGUCACGUGGGCCGCAUGGCCUCAGUAAACAUGGACCCGGCCCUCAUGUUCAGGACUCGGAAGAAGAAGUGGCGCAGUCUGGGGUCCCUCAGCCAGGGCAGCACAAACGCAGUGGUGCUGGAUGUUGCCCAGACAGGCGGGCACAAGAAGCGGGUGUGCCGCAGUUCCUUCCUCAAUGCCAAGAAGCUCUACAAGGACACCCAGAUGGCUCGCAAAGUGAAGCAGUACCUGUCCAACCUGGAGCUCGAGAUGGACGAGAAGAGCCUGCAGAUGCUGUCGCUGCAGUGUGAGCCAGCGACCAGCACUCUGCCUAAGCACCCUGGUGACAAAAGGCCCCUCAAGUCUGAGACCUCCCAGGUGGCGCCCAGGGCAGAGUGCCAGCAGAAGGCUCAGCCGCAGCCCCUGCCAAAGCCACAGCCAGUGCAGAAGCUUGGCCAGGGCCUGCAGGUGACCGCCAUGUCCCUCUACCCGUCCCCAAGGAAGAUGCCUGUCAAGGAACUCCCGCCCUUCGGCAUAAACUCUCCGCAAGCUUUAAAGAAGAUCCUCUCGCUGUCUGAAGAAGGCAGUCUGGAGCGCCACCCAAAGCAGGCGGAGGACAUGCUGUCCAGCGCGUCCUCCAAGCUCUUGUCUUCACCCACAUCCCCGCAGAGCUCGCCCAGGAAAGGUUACACCCUGGCCCCCAGCUGGAGCGUGGACAACUUCUCCGACUCUGGCCACAGCGAGAUCUCCUCUAGGUCCGGUAUGGUCAGAAACUCCUCCUUGGACUCGGUGCCCAUGGCCCUGCAGGAGGAGCGGAGGCAGCAGCACUCCGUGAGCCUGGUGGAGAUCGGCCUGGGCGUUGUCAGGGCAGAGCAGCAGACAGUGCUAGAGCCAGACCAGUACAGCCUGGGGUCCUAUGCAGCCAUGGCCCUGGCCCAGGACGUGUUUGCCACAGCCAUGGUGCUCUCGCAGGACCAGGGCUAUUGCACGUCCCUGCAUGCCGCCAACAGUGGCCAUGGGAGCUGGACCUCAUGCUCCAGUGACUCGCACAACAACAUCCAGACCAUCCAGCACCUGAGGAGCUGGGAGACGCCACUGUUCGGGCCUGUGCUCUGCGAUUACCCCGGGGACCCCAUGGGGCCCUGGGCCAGCAGGAGCCACCUGGACCACUUGAUUUUUGCCGAGGAUGGCCAGAAGGGCGACAGACAGAACCCAAUCGAAGAAAGCCUGGAGCAGGCGCAGUCCAGGGCCUGCUGGGCCUCUCCCACUGGCUGCAAGGACAUGUCCCUUGAGGCCGAGAAUGGCAGCAGCCUGGCGCCCGCGCCCACAGAGGAGCCCAAGGCUGGCCCUGUGCCAGCCCUCAGGGUGGCCACCUCGAGCGCUACCAAGGGGCUGGUCGGCAUAAACUCUCCGCAAGCUUUAAAGAAGAUCCUCUCGCUGUCUGAAGAAGGCAGUCUGGAGCGCCACCCAAAGCAGGCGGAGGACAUGCUGUCCAGCGCGUCCUCCAAGCUCUUGUCUUCACCCACAUCCCCGCAGAGCUCGCCCAGGAAAGGUUACACCCUGGCCCCCAGCUGGAGCGUGGACAACUUCUCCGACUCUGGCCACAGCGAGAUCUCCUCUAGGUCCGGUAUGGUCAGAAACUCCUCCUUGGACUCGGUGCCCAUGGCCCUGCAGGAGGAGCGGAGGCAGCAGCACUCCGUGAGCCUGGUGGAGAUCGGCCUGGGCGUUGUCAGGGCAGAGCAGCAGACAGGCCCCAUGGGACAACCCCAUCCUGGACCCUCCUUGAGUACUCGUGGCUCCUUCUCCACAAACCAUGCCGACCUCCUGGCCCUCGUGGACCUGCGGACUGCCCUGUCCCCUACCACAGAGUCCUAUGCAGCCAUGGCCCUGGCCCAGGACGUGUUUGCCACAGCCAUGGUGCUCUCGCAGGACCAGGGCUAUUGCACGUCCCUGGAUGCCGCCAACAGUGGCCAUGGGAGCUGGACCUCAUGCUCCAGUGACUCGCACAACAACAUCCAGACCAUCCAGCACCUGAGGAGCUGGGAGACCCCACUGUUCGGGCCUGUGCUCUGCGAUUACCCCGGGGACCCCAUGGGGCCCUGGGCCAGCAGGGGCCACCUGGACCACUUGAUUUUUGCCGAGGAUGGCCAGAAGGGCGACAGACAGAUCCCAAUCGAAGAAAGCCUGGAGCAGGCGCAGUCCAGGGCCCGCUGGGCCUCUCCCACUGGCUGCAAGGACAUGUCCUUUGAGGCCGAGAAUGGCAGCAGCCUGGCGCCCGCGCCCAUAGAGGAGCCCAAGGCUGGCCCUGUGCCAGCCCUCAGGGUGGCCACCUCGAGCGCUACCAAGGGGCUGGUCGGCAUAAACUCUCCGCAAGCUUUAAAGAAGAUCCUCUCGCUGUCUGAAGAAGGCAGUCUGGAGCGCCACCCAAAGCAGGCGGAGGACAUGCUGUCCAGGGCGUCCUCCAAGCUCUUGUCUUCACCCACAUCCCCGCAGAGCUCGCCCAGGAAAGGUUACACCCUGGCCCCCAGCUGGAGCGUGGACAACUUCUCCGACUCUGGCCACAGCGAGAUCUCCUCUAGGUCCGGUAUGGUCAGAAACUCCUCCUUGGACUCGGUGCCCAUGGCCCUGCAGGAGGAGCGGAGGCAGCAGCACUCCGUGAGCCUGGUGGAGAUCGGCCUGGGCGUUGUCAGGGCAGAGCAGCAGACAGGCCCCAUGGGACAACCCCAUCCUGGACCCUCCUUGAGUACUCGUGGCUCCUUCUCCACAAACCAUGCCGACCUCCUGGCCCUCGUGGACCUGCGGACUGCCCUGUCCCCUACCACAGAGUCCUAUGCAGCCAUGGCCCUGGCCCAGGAUGUGUUUGCCACAGCCAUGGUGCUCUCGCAGGACCAGGGCUAUUGCACGUCCCUGGAUGCCGCCAACAGUGGCCAUGGGAGCUGGACCUCAUGCUCCAGUGACUCGCACAACAACAUCCAGACCAUCCAGCACCUGAGGAGCUGGGAGACCCCACUGUUCGGGCCUGUGCUCUGCGAUUACCCCGGGGACCCCAUGGGGCCCUGGGCCAGCAGGGGCCACCUGGACCACUUGAUUUUUGCCGAGGAUGGCCAGAAGGGCGACAGACAGAUCCCAAUCGAAGAAAGCCUGGAGCAGGCGCAGUCCAGGGCCCGCUGGGCCUCUCCCACUGGCUGCAAGGACAUGUCCCUUGAGGCCGAGAAUGGCAGCAGCCUGGCGCCCGAGCCCACAGAGGAGCCCAAGGCUGGCCCUGUGCCAGCCCUCAGGGUGGCCACCUCGAGCGCUACCAAGGGGCUGGUCGGCAUAAACUCUCCGCAAGCUUUAAAGAAGAUCCUCUCGCUGUCUGAAGAAGGCAGUCUGGAGCGCCACCCAAAGCAGGCGGAGGACAUGCUGUCCAGCGCGUCCUCCAAGCUCUUGUCUUCACCCACAUCCCCGCAGAGCUCGCCCAGGAAAGGUUACACCCUGGCCCCCAGCUGGAGCGUGGACAACUUCUCCGACUCUGGCCACAGCGAGAUCUCCUCUAGGUCCGGUAUGGUCAGAAACUCCUCCUUGGACUCGGUGCCCAUGGCCCUGCAGGAGGAGCGGAGGCAGCAGCACUCCGUGAGCCUGGUGGAGAUCGGCCUGGGCGUUGUCAGGGCAGAGCAGCAGACAGGCCCCAUGGGACAACCCCAUCCUGGACCCUCCUUGAGUACUCGUGGCUCCUUCUCCACAAACCAUGCCGACCUCCUGGCCCUCGUGGACCUGCGGACUGCCCUGUCCCCUACCACAGAGUCCUAUGCAGCCAUGGCCCUGGCCCAGGACGUGUUUGCCACAGCCAUGGUGCUCUCGCAGGACCAGGGCUAUUGCACGUCCCUGGAUGCCGCCAACAGUGGCCAUGGGAGCUGGACCUCAUGCUCCAGUGACUCGCACAACAACAUCCAGACCAUCCAGCACCUGAGGAGCUGGGAGACCCCACUGUUCGGGCCUGUGCUCUGCGAUUACCCCGGGGACCCCAUGGGGCCCUGGGCCAGCAGGGGCCACCUGGACCACUUGAUUUUUGCCGAGGAUGGCCAGAAGGGCGACAGACAGAUCCCAAUCGAAGAAAGCCUGGAGCAGGCGCAGUCCAGGGCCCGCUGGGCCUCUCCCACUGGCUGCAAGGACAUGUCCCUUGAGGCCGAGAAUGGCAGCAGCCUGGCGCCCGCGCCCACAGAGGAGCCCAAGGCUGGCCCUGUGCCAGCCCUCAGGGUGGCCACCUCGAGCGCUACCAAGGGGCUGGUCGGCAUAAACUCUCCGCAAGCUUUAAAGAAGAUCCUCUCGCUGUCUGAAGAAGGCAGUCUGGAGCGCCACCCAAAGCAGGCGGAGGACAUGCUGUCCAGCGCGUCCUCCAAGCUCUUGUCUUCACCCACAUCCCCGCAGAGCUCGCCCAGGAAAGGUUACACCCUGGCCCCCAGCUGGAGCGUGGACAACUUCUCCGACUCUGGCCACAGCGAGAUCUCCUCUAGGUCCGGUAUGGUCAGAAACUCCUCCUUGGACUCGGUGCCCAUGGCCCUGCAGGAGGAGCGGAGGCAGCAGCACUCCGUGAGCCUGGUGGAGAUCGGCCUGGGCGUUGUCAGGGCAGAGCAGCAGACAGGCCCCAUGGGACAACCCCAUCCUGGACCCUCCUUGAGUACUCGUGGCUCCUUCUCCACAAACCAUGCCGACCUCCUGGCCCUCGUGGACCUGCGGACUGCCCUGUCCCCUACCACAGAGUCCUAUGCAGCCAUGGCCCUGGCCCAGGACGUGUUUGCCACAGCCAUGGUGCUCUCGCAGGACCAGGGCUAUUGCACGUCCCUGGAUGCCGCCAACAGUGGCCAUGGGAGCUGGACCUCAUGCUCCAGUGACUCACACAACAACAUCCAGACCAUCCAGCACCUGAGGAGCUGGGAGACGCCACUGUUCGGGCCUGUGCUCUGCGAUUACCCCUUGGACCCCAUGGGGCUCUGGGCCAACAGGGGCCACCUGGACCACUUGAUUUUUGCCGAGGAUGGCCAGAAGGGCAACAGACAGAACCCAAUCGAAGAAAGCCUGGAGCAGGCGCAGUCCAGGGCCCGCUGGGCCUCUCCCACUGGCUGCAAGGACAUGUCCCUUGAGGUCGAGAAUGGCAGCUGCCUGUCGCCCACUCCCAACGAUGAGCCCAAGGCUGGCCCUGUGCCAGCCCACGGGGCUGCCACCUCGAGCGCUACCAAGGGGCUGGUCGUGUGGAAGGAGGGCCUGUACCCAGAGCCACCGCCAACCCCGCCUGGCUACUUGGGCAUCCUGAUCACAGACUUCGAGGUGCCUCCGAAUCCAGCACUCCGGCCCCCAGAGUACACUGUGGCGCUGCAGAGCUCAUGCAUGGUGGUGCGGCCCGCGGAGGUCUCAUCCUUGGCACCGGGCGGCAGACCACAGUGGCACAAGCCCAGUGAGGCUGAUCCCCGUCUGGCCCCCUGCCAGGAUCAGGGCUUCUGCAAGGAGGAAGAUGAGGAUGAGCAGGUGUCUGCCCUGUGAGGCCCAGGCCCGGGCAUCGAGCCACGCAGAGGAGCGCACAGAGGACAGCAUCCUACCUGGGCCUCAGAGCAGAGCUUGCCCUGCUACUGAGGACCUUCACUGCCUGCAGUGGGCUGCUCCUCCUACCCCUUUGCAUGUGAAUACUGUGAAGACCACCUCACCAGCACUUUCCAGACUUUGUUGCUUGAAAUGCACAGAGCAGCUAUCUCCCAGUGUAGUGGGCCUUGCCCACAUAGCAUCAUUCCAGAUCCCCCAUGCUGGGGCCCACCGGAGCCACUCCCUGGGCGAGCUCUCUGUGCCUGGAAGGAAGGCUUUGAAAGGCCUCCCUGUUGGAUCCUAGCUCAGCCCCAGAGCUCAGUGUCAUCAGGAUGAUAAGCAGAGCCUGCCACGGAGACUUGGGACCUCCAGCCCCCAGGUGAGGGACUGGAGACCCUUAGAGCGCAGUGCUUGUCCUCUUGUUUACAGUGCUCCUUUUGAAAAUGAGUUCCAAGAGUCAAGGUUAUAGCCCUUUGAUGAUUGCAGUAUUAUUUCUGAACCUCAUGUAGGUUACCACCUGGGUUUCUAAAAACCCAAAUGUUCUGUCGGGGCGCAGCCAGGUGAGGAUGGAAGGCCUGGCCCUUCCAGUCCAGCCUCUGCCCCCUGCCUCCUCCACGGCGGCAGGCCAUCCUCUGGCCAGGCCUUGGACCUGGAGUGUGUCCUGCUUCCACUGAGACAAGGUGGCAGCCCCUUAAGUUAUAUUUCUUUGAUUUUAGUUACUUUAGAGCUUCCGAAUUUUUUGUUUUGUUGUCUUUUUGAAGAAUAGCUUGUAACUGGAUAGCAUUCGCAGUGAGUGCAGCACUGGCCCUGGGACUGA
Cavia porcellus (domestic guinea pig) is the source of this 8898-nucleotide messenger RNA. RefSeq names its product rap guanine nucleotide exchange factor 2-like. Gene Ontology annotation, biological process: small GTPase-mediated signal transduction. The record is from RefSeq and is a predicted model, not a curated record. Gene Ontology annotation, molecular function: protein binding; guanyl-nucleotide exchange factor activity. NCBI's taxonomy places the organism in Eukaryota, Metazoa, Chordata, Mammalia, Rodentia, Caviidae.